AUGAGAGCUCUAUUAGGAGCUCACGAUGUUUGGGAGAUUAUGGAUGAUGGAUACGAGGAGCCGGCGAAUGAGGAAUCGCUAUCCCAACAACAAAGGGAUAGAUUAAGGGAUUCAAGAAAGAGAGAUAAGAAGGCUCUCUGUCUCAUCUACCAAUCAUUGAGAGAUGAUGAUUUCGAGAAAAUCUCGAAUGCCACCACCACCAAAGAAGCAUGGGAGAAGUUUCAAGUCUCGUGCAAAGGAGCCGAGCAAGUGAAAAAGGUAAAGAUGAAGGUUCAUGCAACUGUCGUGGUGAAUAUGGGAGAGGUCGUGGCCAAGGACCAAAUCGAGGCCGAGGAUAUGGACGUGGACGAGGAGCUCCACUUCGAUCCAAUUCCCGUCGUCAUCAUCACCCUCGUCUCGAGCAACAAACAGUGCUCACCGGCGAGUUCCCUUCCCCGUUGCUGCCGCUCCAUAGCUACAACCACCGCCCGAGAGCCAUAG
Striga hermonthica is the source of this 480-nucleotide messenger RNA. NCBI's taxonomy places the organism in Eukaryota, Viridiplantae, Streptophyta, Magnoliopsida, Lamiales, Orobanchaceae. The record is from the annotation of a GenBank genome assembly.